GGAGAAGAUAUGGGGGCUCCUCCACCUAAGACAGAGGGACCCUGGGUCCAACUCCAGAAACUUCUGGCCUCCUGGCUGGUCAGAGAGCCGGACUGGGAUCAGCAUGUGGACGAGGCCCACAUGCUGCAACAGAAGAGGAUCCAAGAGUUUCCUCUGCUCCAGGCAGCCAAGGAAAAUGACCUGUGUGUCCUGAAGAAGCUUCUGCUGGACCGAAACUGUGACUUCCGGCAGAGAGGAGCCCUGGGGGAGACAGCCCUUCAUAUAGCGGCACUCUAUGACAAUCUCGAAGCCGCCAUGGUGCUGGUAGAGGCUGCCCCGGAGCUGGUCAAGGAGCCCACCUUGUGUGAGCCAUUUGUAGGUCAGACUGCACUGCACAUAGCCAUCGUGAACCAGAAUGUGAACUUGGUGCGAACCCUGCUUGCCCAUGGGGCCAGCGUCUCUGCAAGAGCGACAGGCACAGCUUUCCGCCGCAGCCCCCGCAACCUCAUCUACUUUGGGGAGCACCCUUUGUCUUUUGCUGCCUGCGUGGGCAGUGAGGAGAUCGUGCGGCUGCUCAUUGAGCAUGGAGCUGACAUCCGGGCCCAGGACUCCCUGGGAAACACCGUGUUGCACAUCCUCAUCCUCCAGCCCAACAAGACCUUUGCCUGCCAAAUGUACAACCUGCUGCUGUCCUACGAUGGGCGCAGGGACCACCUGCAGUCCCUGGACCUCGUGCCCAAUCACCAGGGCCUCACCCCCUUCAAGCUGGCCGGCGUGGAGGGCAACACUGUUAUGUUCCAGCACCUGAUGCAGAAGCGGAAGCACAUCCAGUGGACGUAUGGGCCGCUGACCUCCACUCUCUAUGACCUCACGGAGAUCGACUCCUGGGGGGAGGAUGUGUCCUUUCUCGAGCUCGUGGUUUCCUCCAAGAAGCGAGAGGCUCGCCAGAUCCUGGAGCAGACCCCGGUGAAGCAGCUGGUGAGCUUCAAGUGGAAGAAAUACGGGCGGCGGUACUUCUACACUCUGGGUGCCUUGUACACCCUGUAUAUGAUCUGCUUCACCACCUGCUGCAUCUACCGCCCCCUCAAGUUCCGCAUGGGCAACCGCACAGACCCCCGGGAUAAUACCGUCCUCCAACAGAAACUACUGCAGGAGGCCUAUGUGACUCAGCAGGAUAAAAUCCGUCUGGUGGGGGAGUUGGUGACCAUCAUGGGGGCUGUGAUCAUCUUGCUCCUAGAGAUCCCAGACAUCUUUAGGGUUGGUGCUUCUCGAUAUUUUGGACAGACUAUCCUCGGGGGACCAUUCCAUGUCAUCAUCAUUAUCUAUGCCUGCAUGGUGCUGGUGACCAUGGUGAUGCGGCUUUUCAACAUGAAUGGAGAGAUGGUGCCCAUGUCCAUUGCCCUGGUGCUGGGCUGGUGCAGUGUUAUGUACUUCGCUCGAGGAUUCCAGAUGCUUGGUCCCUUCAGCAUCAUGAUCCAGAAGAUGAUUUUUGGAGACCUCAUGCGUUUCUGCUGGCUAAUGGCUGUGGUUAUUCUGGGAUUUGCCUCAGCGUUCUAUGUCAUUUUCCAGACAGAGGACCCAGCCAAUCUGGGGCAAUUCUAUGACUAUCCCAUGGCACUGUUCAGCACCUUUGAGCUUUUCCUCACCGUCAUUGAUGGGCCUGCCAACUACGAAGUGAACUUGCCCUUCAUGUUUGGCAUUGUCUACUUUGCCUUCACCAUCAUCGCCACACUGCUUAUGCUCAACCUAUUCAUCGCCAUGAUGGGUGACACACACUGGCGGGUGGCCCAUGAGCGGGACGAGCUCUGGAGGGCCCAGGUGGUGGCUACCACGGUGAUGCUGGAGAGGAAGCUGCCUCGGUUCCUGUGGCCUCGCUCUGGGAUUUGCGGGUACCAGUAUGGGCUGGGAGACCGCUGGUUCCUGCGAGUUGAGAACCACCACGAUCAAAAUCCUUUGCGAGUACUUCGCUACGUGGAAGCUUUCAAGGGCUCAGACAAGGAGGAUGGACAAGAGCAGCUUACUGAGAAACAGCCCUCUGUUUCGGCGACUGAAAGUGGGACCCUAGCCAGAGCCUCUCUGGCACCACCCACCCCCUCCCUGUCCCGGACCACAUCUCACAGCAGCAGCCACCGGGGCUGGGAGAUCCUUCGUCGCAACACCCUGGGACAUGUGAAUCUUGGGCUGGACCUUGGUGAGGGGGAUGGAGAGGACAAUAUCUAUCAUUUAUGAUGAGGAUCCUUAUUACUGUUGGCCUGACAAACGGGUGGGCCUAGUUGGGGACAGUGCCUAAUUUUCAUGCCUGUUAAUCAUGGGGAGGAGGUGAACAGAAUAAUUCUUAAAAGUCCAUAUCUCACCCUUCACAUCAGCAUUUCUGGAGAUAGGCAAUGGGCAUCUGUUGCCUCACAUACCUCCUGGGUUCUUAGAAGUUCCAUAUCUUGAGAAAAAAGGUAUCUCUUCAAGCAAAGUUGGAUUUGGCUGUCAAAGAUAUGAGGUAGGGAUGCUAGACUAACAUGUGGAUCAUCUUUCUUUCUGCCUCAUGCAGGGCCUAGAAUGUAGUAAGCUGUGAAGCCUGCCUGAUUCCACAAGCUUACCAUAGGAAGAGCCAGGCUUGGCACUGAGGUUGUGGCCCCUCCCUUUUUCUUAUAUCCCUUUAGGACUUUCUCUUUACCUAGCAACCAAACCCCAUCUAGAAAAUUGCAAGGCGAAAUGUCCUUUUUCUUGUCUUAUUUUUAAUAAUGUUAUUGUGGGAAGAUACACAUAACAUAAAAUUUACUAUUUUAACCACUUUCAGGGAUACAAUUCAGUGGCACUAAGUCCACUUACACUGUUGUAUCACCAUUGCAGGAUGAUUUCAUCAUCCCAAACUGGAAUUCUUAUAUUCCUUAAACAUGAACUCCCCACCAUCCCCUCUGCACAGCCCCUGAUAAUCAAUAUUCUACUUUGUGUCUAUGAAUUUGCCUACUCUAGGUACCUCAUGGAAGUAGAAUCACACAUUAUUAGUCCUACUGUGCCUGGUUUAUUUCACUUAGCAUAAUAUUUU
Messenger RNA from Lutra lutra (Eurasian river otter), 3019 nucleotides. It is a transcript of the gene TRPV5, whose product is annotated as transient receptor potential cation channel subfamily V member 5. The record is from RefSeq and is a predicted model, not a curated record. Gene Ontology annotation, molecular function: protein binding; calcium channel activity. The transcript has 15 exons. Gene Ontology annotation, cellular component: membrane. Bases 10 to 2208 code for a protein of 732 amino acids. Lineage: Eukaryota; Metazoa; Chordata; Mammalia; Carnivora; Mustelidae. Gene Ontology annotation, biological process: calcium ion import across plasma membrane.